AUGCCUCACCCACAAAAACGCCCACACCCUCGGCCAUCAACGUCCAAGUCGACUGCACCCCCAGCUGCAUACGGGCAAGCCUACGAAGCGUCCCUCGUCUAUGGACAAGAUCAUAUGGCGCAGAGUGUGCGCGAGAGAGGGGGCCGGGGAGGCCUGAUCCAGUAUGCUGGUGAGGCGGAUAAGGAGGUAUGGGCCGAUAGACAUGAUAUGAUACAUCUCUUGCCCAGUUUGCCAAGCGAAGGCCGCAAUAUAUUCAUCAAAGCAUCCUCUCUAACUCGAUCCUCUUCUUCCUGGUCCCUUCCAUCCGACACCGAAGAAACAUGGGCCCUAUCAGACGAAGAAGAAAUGGAGGUAUACAAGAAUGAGAAGAAGAAGAAAUGGAUGGAGGGUCUCCGAGCAGAGAGAUUGAGAGAGAGGGAGAGGGAGGAUAUGGAUCGGGGCAAGGCCGUGCAAAAGUCUGCUGAUGGGUGGGAUGAUGAUGAAGAGCCCCCUGAAGCAAUCCUCACACUCAUGGCCCACACCGCUCUAGCCCUGUCUGGCUCACCGAACCCCUCUGUUCUAGAGAUUCGGAUUCUCACAAACCACAGCAAUGACGAGCGCUUCGCCUUUCUUCGGGGAAGAUACAGAAAGGCAUGGGAGGCGGCAAAGGGCAAGGUGAAGCGGGAAAAGGAGGAAAAGGCCAGGAAGGAGGAGAGGGAGCGGGGGCUGGGUGGGCUGGGUGGGUAUGGAAGUGAUAGUGAGAGCGAGAGUGAAGGGACACCAGAGCCGCCGCAUGAUGAACCACCGCCCCCACCCGAGGACGAUCCCUUGCCUCCCUUGCCGCCUGCUGAUGAUGACGAAGAAGAAAAGAAAAGGCAGAGGCGACUGAGAGCCGAGGAGUGGAAACGCAAGCGGGCAGAGGCCAAGGGCUGA
Molecule: messenger RNA, 912 nt
Organism: Cryptococcus wingfieldii CBS 7118
Lineage: Eukaryota; Fungi; Basidiomycota; Tremellomycetes; Tremellales; Cryptococcaceae
Exons: 3
Coding region: 1-912 (303 amino acids)
Source: RefSeq, a predicted model, not a curated record